CGGCCGUCAACAACGGGCAGUACGACCUGGGAGCCUUCGUCCCCAACGCUCCCUCCUCCAUGCGCCACCCGCCGCCAAUGGCCAAGGGCAAGACCUUCCUCCAGCACUUCCUCGACACCCUCCCCGAGGUGGACACCACCGCCAACAUCCUGGUGGCCCUCAUCCUCCUCAGCUCCCGCCUCGAUGACACGAGGCUGCUGGGACAAUACCCGGAGGAGCGUUUCACCGAGGCGGAACCUCGCCGGGUCAUCCGGACCUUCCGGGGGGAGCUGGAGGAGAUCCGCGACCUCCUGGAGGAGAGGAACCACGUGGCCACGCUCAGAUACAACUACCUCAACCCGCUGGAGACCGAGAACAGCAUCUCCAUCUGAGCGGGGGGGGCGCUCCCCACUCCCAGCAUCGCCCAGUAUCUCCCAGCAUCCCCCACCCAA
Messenger RNA from Aquila chrysaetos chrysaetos, 431 nucleotides. Its product is annotated as hydroperoxide isomerase ALOXE3-like. The record is from RefSeq and is a predicted model, not a curated record. Gene Ontology annotation, biological process: lipid oxidation; linoleic acid metabolic process. Gene Ontology annotation, molecular function: oxidoreductase activity, acting on single donors with incorporation of molecular oxygen, incorporation of two atoms of oxygen; metal ion binding. NCBI's taxonomy places the organism in Eukaryota, Metazoa, Chordata, Aves, Accipitriformes, Accipitridae. The transcript has 3 exons. The coding region runs from base 60 to 371 and encodes 103 amino acids.